Molecule: messenger RNA, 2486 nt
Organism: Lutra lutra (Eurasian river otter)
Lineage: Eukaryota; Metazoa; Chordata; Mammalia; Carnivora; Mustelidae
Gene: PRPF18
Product: pre-mRNA processing factor 18
Exons: 12
Coding region: 132-1112 (326 amino acids)
Biological process (GO): RNA splicing; generation of catalytic spliceosome for second transesterification step
Cellular component (GO): U5 snRNP; U2-type post-spliceosomal complex; U4/U6 x U5 tri-snRNP complex
Source: RefSeq, a predicted model, not a curated record
UUCGGCUUCCGCCGGAAGCGGUUAUUGUCAGUCGUUGUCGGGUACUUGGACUUGUUUGUGGUGGGUUCGCUGCGCCUUGCCGGGUGAGGCUUGGUCGGAGGAGCCCGUCGGGCGUAAACCCGGGCAACGAGAUGGACGUUCUGAAAUCGGAGAUCCUCCGGAAGCGGCAGCUGGUGGAGGACAGGAACCUGUUGGUGGAAAAUAGAAAGUAUUUCAAGCGUAGUGAACUUGCAAAAAAAGAAGAGGAAGCAUAUUUUGAAAGAUGUGGCUACAAGCCUAUAAAUGAGAAGCCAUCUGGAGAGAUACAGCCAAAGGAGGAGGACCAGAAACCAUUAACUUCUUCAAAUCCAGUGCUAGAACUUGAACUGGCAGAGGAAAAGUUACCCAUGACUCUUUCUAGGCAGGAGGUUAUCAGAAGAUUGAGAGAAAGAGGAGAACCAAUCAGACUAUUCGGAGAAACUGAUUAUGAUGCUUUUCAACGUUUAAGAAAAAUAGAGAUCCUCACACCAGAAGUUAAUAAGGGAUUGAGGAAUGAUCUGAAAGCUGCUUUGGAUAAGAUUGAUCAGCAGUACCUCAAUGAGCUUGUGGGUGGUCAGGAACCUGGAGAGGAAGAUACACAGAAUGAUUUGAAAGUUCAUGAAGAAAACACCACAAUUGAAGAGUUAGAGGCAUUGGGAGAGUCUUUAGGAAAAGGCGAUGAUCAUAAGGACAUGGACAUCAUUACCAAGUUCCUUAAGUUUCUUCUUGGUGUUUGGGCUAAAGAAUUGAAUGCCCGAGAAGAUUACGUGAAGCGCAGCGUGCAGGGCAAACUGAACAGUGCUACUCAAAAACAAACCGAGUCCUAUCUCAGACCCCUUUUCAGAAAGCUACGGAAAAGGAAUCUUCCUGCUGAUAUUAAAGAAUCCAUAACAGAUAUUAUUAAAUUCAUGUUGCAGAGAGAAUAUGUAAAGGCUAAUGAUGCUUAUCUUCAGAUGGCCAUUGGAAAUGCCCCUUGGCCCAUAGGUGUCACCAUGGUUGGUAUCCAUGCCAGAACUGGCAGAGAAAAGAUUUUUUCUAAGCAUGUUGCACAUGUUUUAAAUGAUGAAACACAGCGGAAAUACAUUCAGAAGUAAUUCUUCCAUGCUGUGCGUGUAUUUGGAUUGAAGAGGUUAAUGACCAUUUGCCAGAAGCACUUUCCUACAGAUCCAUCAAAAUGUGUGGAGUACAAUGCACUGUGAAGUCUGUGAAUGGUGUCGAAGUAACAGGAAACUUGAGUGGACGUGGCACAGACUUCUGGAAUUACCAGCAAGAGUGAGGGAAGAAGAGCAACAAACACGGUUUCCUGUGUUUGAGUUCUACCUAAUACUACUCUCACAGUGUUAAGAAACGGUGUUGGCUCUGUCACAUCUGCUACAAACUGAUUUUUGUGUCAUUUACUUUAAAUAGUCAAAAAAUUAAGUUCUAAAAACUUCUUCAAAUUUAAAUGUGUAGACAACUGUCCCAGAUGGGGGUCUAAAAUGAUGUCUUCCCUCUAGACCUGCAAGCUGGCAGUUAGAUGCCUGAAAAGGAACAUUUGAGGAUGGGACUUAAUUCUUUCUGUAAAAUAUGGUAAUUUUCACAUUGUCUUUUAUGUAACAUUUUUAAAAGAUAUUUUUAUAUAUUUCAACAAAAAUAUGGAACCAUUUAAUGAAACUUUAUAGUCCUUAAAUGUUGCUGAACUUUUGCCAUCUUGCAGUAGAAUUGGAAUGUAAAUAUUACUACUGUUAACUCAAGUGUUGUUUUUCUUGCAUUUCAAGGCUUGCUUUUACCUUCUAAGGAGUGUGAAUUUUAGUAUUUGUCAUCUCUUGGGACAGAAAGAAUUAAAAGGAAAUCGUGAUUUGAAAAAGAUGGUACAUGAUACCAAUAGAAGUUUAAGUUAAGGAACCCCAGUGCAUCAAAGUUCAAGGUGGGGCAGUGGAUUGUCAAGCCAGCCAAGGAUGGAGCUGUUGGGACACCACUGGUUCUUCCCAGACUAGGACUGCCGGCGAGUCUCCCUGUCGCAGGGUCUGUGGUGGGCUGCCGCCCCUGGCUCUGUGCCACCGGGCAGAAGGACAAGGGCCCGGAACUCCGAUCCCUGCCUGACCCAGUAGGCCGGGUCUGAGUUGGCCCAGAUGAAGGCUUCCGGAUCUCAGUGUCCUAUGCAAAUAAUGGUGAUGAAUCGCUGUGGUCUGCGAGCUGCGAGGACUCGGUUAAUAGAGGAAGGUGGGUGAAGGGAGCCGACCUGCCCAGGUGGAGUGACUGUGUCGAUAGCAAUAAGGGGGUGCUCCCGAGGCAGCACUGCCGAGCUGGAGAUCCCAGCUCUUCCCCCAUGAGUGCAUGACCCUGGGUAUCACUUAGCCUUUCUCCACUUCAUUUCCCCAUCUGCAAGCGGUCGUGAGGAAUUGGGAGUGUAUACCUCAGCACGCCGUUGUGGUGUUCAAGUCAAAUAAAACGCUUAGCACUCUGCCUGGCAAAUGAGAGCUCAGCCA